UCACCUGCGGUGCCCCCCUGAUUUUGGGGAUCCCGAAGCGUGACAGAAGGGGUGUCCCCAACCCCACGUGACCCCUGGGGGGGAUUUCGGGGACCCCUUCCUGUGUCCCCACGCGGGGAUUUCGAUGUCCGCCCUGUCACUGCCGGCGCACCGCGCUCGGAAUUCCUCUACCUGGCAACCGAUGACGUAACAGGAACGGAGCCUUCCUAUUGGCUGUCGCGCAGUUGGGGACACGGGUGGGUCCCAGCGCUGCCACCCGUGGGGACACUGGGGACACUGGGGACACGGAGGGGCCAUGGGUCACAUCGUGGCCGCGCUGCUCUGGGCGGUUUGGGUCGCUGUCGCCGUCGGGGACCCCGUCCCGGACCCUCCCUCCCACCUCCUCUCCGAGGUCCUCACCUGCCAGCCCGACCCUCCCUCCUUGUCCCUCUCGGUCACCCUGGACGGCCGCGCCCUUUUCUGGUUCGAUUUCCCGGGAUCUCGCUGGAAUCCCGGGAUUCCCUCCCUGCCCCGCUGGCCCCCGGAGCUGGAGUCUCCCCAGGACAUCCUCCCGGAAUCCCAGCUCUGCCGGGAAAUCCUGGGAAUCCUCGGCCACCAUCUCACCGGCCGCCUGCCCGAGGCCAAGGGAGUCCCGAUCCUCUCGCUAUUCCCGGCGCUGCCGCCGCUUUCGGGCGAACCCAACACCUUGGUGUGCCUGGUGGAGAACGUUUUCCCACCCGUGCUGGACAUCACCUGGUCAGUGGCCGGAGCCACGGUCACUCACGGGGUCACUCACGGCCCCUUUGUCCCCACGAGUGACCUCACUUUUAUCCGCAUCUCCCGAAUUUCCGUCGUCCCCCAACCCGGAGCCGUCUACACCUGCACGGUCACCUCGCACAAGGACAACGCCACCAUGGUGGCCUAUUGGGUGGCUCCAGACACGGCGCUGGACGAGCAGCUGGGCACGGUUCUGGCCGGAGCCGCGCUGGCCCUGGGCAUCGUCCUGGCCCUGCUGGGGGCCACGCUGGCCCUGAUGGCCCGAAGGGACAGGAACGGUACGGGGAUAAUCCCAGUUUGGGCCUGGUUCUAG
This is a messenger RNA of Cinclus cinclus, 1069 nucleotides long. RefSeq names its product class II histocompatibility antigen, M alpha chain. The record is from RefSeq and is a predicted model, not a curated record. Gene Ontology annotation, molecular function: MHC class II protein complex binding. Gene Ontology annotation, cellular component: membrane; MHC class II protein complex. The transcript is spliced from 4 exons. NCBI's taxonomy places the organism in Eukaryota, Metazoa, Chordata, Aves, Passeriformes, Cinclidae. Bases 296 to 1069 code for a protein of 257 amino acids. Gene Ontology annotation, biological process: antigen processing and presentation of exogenous peptide antigen via MHC class II; immune response; immunoglobulin production involved in immunoglobulin-mediated immune response.